CUUUUGCGGUGAUGUCAGCCCCGGCGAGGACUUGCAGGCACUGCCGGGGAGAAGCGGGUUCAGACGGCAGGCGGAGGAGACGCGGCGGGGACGGAGCUGGAGCAGCAGAGAGAAAGAGAGAGAGAAAGAGAGAGAAAGAAGCAGCAUCCUCGGCUUGCUCCCUCUCCUUCCUUCCUUCCUUCCUCCCUUCCCUUCCUCCGAGGAAGCCAACCGCCUUUCCUCCGGGUCCCCUCUCCUUCGGGGAAGGGAUUUUGGAGCCGGGAAGCCUCUCAGCCCAUCGGGGAUGCUUUAAACCAGAAGGCAAGGAUCCCUCUCCUCGCUCAGCCAAGUUGCAGUCAACUUCCAGGCUCCUUCUUUCCAUUCCUCCUUCGGUUUUGCUUUCUUGAACUUGCUGCAUCCUUGGACCCAGCAAGUUCCCUUCCUCGCCUUCCUUGCGACUUCGGAUCUCUCUGAAGCCAGACUCCCGACUUGGAGGAUUUCCCUUCUCUCUCUUUCUGGGGGUGGGAAGAAAAGCAUGGCUAAGGACCCCCGGUGAGGAGCAAGACGGUGGAAUCCGAGCUCUUCUUGGUGUUUGGUGGAACAACCCACAGCCGUUCUGGAGAUGGACUUGCUUUCCAGGACCUACCUUUUGGCAGUCUUAUUAGCCUCCAUCGUGUUCCAGUCUGGUGCGCAGGAGAAGAAUUACACAGUGCGGGAGGAACUGCCAGAAAAUGUCCUAAUUGGCAAUUUGCUUAAGGACCUCAACUUGACCCUAGAUCCUGAUGUGGUCCUCUCGUCGCCUCUUCAAUUCAAGCUGGUGUACAAGACCGGAGAUGUCCCACUUGUCCGUGUGGAGGAAAAUUCAGGAGAAAUAUUCACCACCUCCAACCGCAUUGACCGAGAAAAGCUUUGCUCCGGCAUUUUCAGCGAGAACCGCUGUUUUUAUGAAGUGGAAGUUGCUGUCCUGCCUGAUGAAGUCUUCAGGCUUGUUAAGAUUAGGUUCCUGAUUGAGGAUAUAAAUGACAACGCCCCCCUUUUCCCAUCGACGGUCAUUAAUAUCUCCAUCCCGGAGAAUACAGCCAUCAAUUCCCGCUAUUCCGUCCCGUCGGCGGUUGAUCCUGACAUUGGAGUAAAUGGCAUUCAGCACUACGAACUCCUUAAGCCCAAAACAGCUCCAAAAAGGACCUUUGGAUCCAUUACAAAUGAACAGGGUCAAAAUGUAUUUGGACUUGAUAUAAUUGAGACACCCGAGGGGGACAAGUGGCCCCAGUUGAUUGUGCAGCAGAUCCUCGACAGGGAGCAGAAGGACACCUACGUGAUGAAGAUUAAAGUGGAAGAUGGUGGGAACCCUCCGCGAUCCAGCACUGCCAUCCUCCAAGUGACGGUCACUGAUGUGAAUGACAACCGGCCAGUGUUUAAGGAUAAUGAUAUUGAAGUCAGCGUCCCUGAAAAUGCCCCUGUGGGCACCUCGGUUUCUCAGCUUCAUGCCACUGAUGCUGACCUGGGAUCAAAUGCUCAAAUCCACUUCUAUUUUAGUAGCCAAAUUUCCAACCUCGCCAAAAGGUUGUUUGCCAUUGAUAACACCACUGGUCUCAUCACCAUCAAGGAGCCGCUGGACCGGGAAGAGUCCUCGGUGCACAAGCUAACCGUGCUGGCAAGCGAUGGCAGCUCAACACCCUCAAGGGCAACAGUGACUGUGAAUGUCACCGAUGUUAAUGACAACAUCCCAUCAAUAGACACAAGGUACAUUAUAAAUCCUGUGAAUGGGACUGUGCUUUUGUCAGAGAAAGCACCACUCAAUACGAAAAUUGCUCUGAUUACUGUAAUGGAUAAGGAUGCUGACCUUAAUGGUAAAGUGACAUGCUUCACCGAUCACGAUGUGCCAUUCAGAUUAAAACCUGUGUUCGAUAACCAGUUUCUACUGGAAACAGCCACAUUUCUGGACUUUGAGACUACAAGAGAAUAUGCUAUUAAAAUAGUAGCUUCUGAUUCGGGGAAACCACCUUUGAACCAGUCUGCCAUGCUCCUCAUUAAAAUUAAGGAUGAGAAUGACAAUGCCCCGGUGUUCACGCAGCCCAUUAUUGGACUUUCCAUCCCUGAGAACAAUGCCCCUGGCACACAGCUGACCAAGAUAAGUGCUACAGAUGCAGACAGUGGCCGCAAUGCCGACAUCAGCUACAUGCUGGGAUUGGAUGCGCCUCCCAUUUUCAACCUGGACCGUCGCACCGGCAUUCUGACAGCAGUACGAAAGCUGGACAGAGAAAAGCAGGAUAGAUAUUCAUUUACAGUGCUCGCUAAAGAUAAUGGCAUGCCGCCUUUGCAGACUAAUGCUACAGUGACAGUUUCAGUCUUGGACCAAAAUGAUAAUAGCCCCGCUUUCACACACAAUGAGUAUAAUUUCUAUGUGCCAGAAAAUCUACCCAUGUAUGGCACUGUUGGACUCAUCACUGUGACAGAUGCAGAUUCUGGAGAGAACGCAGCAGUGACUUUGUCUAUUUUGAAUGGGAGAGAUAAUUUCAUCAUCGAUCCCCUCACUGGUGUCAUAAGGCCCAAUAUAACCUUUGACAGGGAGCAGCAAGGCUCUUACACCUUUCAGGUGAAAGCUGUGGAUGGAGGAAGGCUGCAACGCUCAUCGACUGCCAAAGUGACCAUCAACGUGGUUGAUGUGAAUGACAACAGGCCUGUAUUUGUCAUCCCGUCAUCCAACUACUCGUAUGACUUGGUUCCAAUGUCCACCAGCCCUGGCUCUGUUGUCACGAAGGUUUUUGCUGUUGACAAUGACACAGGAAUGAAUGCAGAGCUUCGCUACAGUAUUAUAGGCGGGAAUUCAAGAGGAUUGUUUGUAAUUGAUCAGUUAACCGGCAAUGUUUCCUUAAGAGAAAAAGUCGUAUCAGCAGAUCAUGGUUUGCACAGACUAGUAAUCAAAGUCAACGAUUUAGGACAACCCGAGUCACUAUAUACUAUAGCACUGGUGCAUUUAUUUGUGAACGAAACAGUCACCAAUGGAUCGUAUGUCCAAGAGUUAGUGCGCCGAAACAUGGAAACACCAGUUGGCCAAAAUGUUGGGGAUGGUGAGAUCACUCCACAAACCAAUGAUUAUGUCAAGAUCAUCAUUGCCAUAAUUGCCGGCACCAUGACCGUAAUAUUGGUGAUCUUUGUUACCGCUCUGGUGCGAUGCCGCCAAACUCCUCGGCACAAAGUUGUCCAGAAAAGCAAACAGAGUGGUGAGUGGGUCUCCCCGAAUCAAGAAAACCGCCAGAUCAAGAAAAAGAAGAAGAAGAAGAAGCGUUCUCCAAAAAGCCUUCUUCUCAACUUUGUGACAAUCGAAGAAUCGAAACCUGAUGACCCGGGUCACGAGCACAUCAAUGGCACUUUGGACAUUCCUGUCGAGCUAGAAGAACAGACUAUGGGAAAAUAUAACUGGGCCACCACGCCAACUACCUUUAAGCCCGACAGCCCAGAUUUAGCAAAGCACUACAAGUCUGCCUCUCCACAGCCCACGUUUCAAAUCAAACCUGAGACUCCCGUGCCACCCAAGAAGCACCACGUCAUUCAGGAACUGCCUCUGGAUAACACCUUUGUGGUGGGCUGUGACUCUCUCUCCAAGUGUUCCUCCAGUAGUUCGGACCCUUACAGUGUUUCUGAAUGCAGCUGCCAAGGAGGAUUCAAAACUCCAGGCUCCAUCCACACCAGACAGCUCUGAACGUCUUCGCAUCAGCUGUUAAGUACUGAAGUCGUAUACAAUGAUGUUAAGCCAGCAAACAUGGAAAUAUGGGAAUAGCACGAGAAAGCCCUUUGUCCUCUCUCCCUGAUUGCUGAAGAAUGUUAUCGUCCGAUCUCCAGAGGGGUUUUCGAAGUGGCGCUGAACAUUUCAAGCUGCCCUACUGAAAGGUAUUCAGGGCAAGAACAUUCAGAAUGGAAAGGAAAGAAAUGACAAGACAAGACAAAGAGAGACUUUAGAACAUGCUGUUGUAGUUGCUCUAUAAUGUAGUUUUUGCCAAGACAAAGGAAGUGGUGUCAACCAUCACUUUAUGGGAAUGGUGGGUAACUAUGAUACAACUUUCAUUUUCUUUUGAUCUCCUUUUAUUUUUUGUUGCUUAUCAAUACUUUUGUCCUUUAUAGAUUCAUGCUUUUAAUUUAUUUAUGUUGAGAAUAUGCGCUAUCCCUUUCCCCAUUCCUUUUUGCCUACUGAAAGAAAGGAGCAAUAAUUUUUACGCAUAUACGUUUUGAAAGACAAAGAUAAAGUUCUUUAUACUCCCUGCAUUUCUCAAUAAUCUCUGUUGUCUCAUGCACCGCACAAUGAGAAGUUGUUGUUUUGAGGUAUUGUGUAAGAAAGGCAUUGGUUUGGAUCUAGAGGCAGACUUAGGCUGAGGUCUUGUCUACACUGCCCUAUAAUCCAGUUUCUGAAUCCAAAUUAUCUGCUUUAAACUGGAUUACAGUGUUCCCUCACUUUUCGCGGGAGUUACAUGUCAGGACCACCCACGAUAAGUGAUAAUCCACAAAGUAGGAACGCUCCGCCCACACCUCUCCCUCCCUCCUCCCUUGUCUCUCACUACAGUGUUCCCUCACUUAUUGUGGGUGUUACGUGCCAGGACCACCCGUGAUAAGUGAAAAUCCACGAAGUAGGAACGCUCCACCCACACCUCUCUCUCCCUU
Molecule: messenger RNA, 4635 nt
Organism: Anolis sagrei ordinatus
Lineage: Eukaryota; Metazoa; Chordata; Lepidosauria; Squamata; Anolidae
Gene: PCDH11X
Product: protocadherin 11 X-linked
Biological process (GO): homophilic cell-cell adhesion
Cellular component (GO): plasma membrane
Molecular function (GO): calcium ion binding
Source: RefSeq, a predicted model, not a curated record